ACUAUUUGCCUCGCUUCACAGUUAUUGAAUUUCAAGCAGCGCAUCCGUUUGCCGCUUCGGUUGUUCGGGUUCAACACUAACUGUCGUUCGGUUCGGUUGGACAUGUGUAAUUGAUAAAGUAUAUCUUUGAAAUAAUCGAUAAAACAGUUGUGUAUGCAAAUUUUCACGUCCUGGACGUUAAAGUAUCUAAUUAGUUUCACGCGUCUUGAGCGCGUUUUACCAACGACUUUGGAAAGGACUCGCAUAUAAGGACUCAAUAAAAAAGUGGUAGCAGGAUGUUGAUGUUAAAGAUACUCUUUAUGACAACUGUAUUUGCAUUAUCCGAAUGCGGAGUUAUUAGUCCUUAUGCAGGUCAUUAUGGACCACAUGGUCUUGAUGGCCCGGGACCAUUGCACUAUGCGGCCUAUGCUGUUCCACAUGGAGGAGCUGCACUUCCUGUGCCAUAUGCAGCGACGGUACCAAAACCUGCUGCUCCCGAGCCAUACGACCCUGCACCGAAAUACUCCUUCGGCUAUGACAUUCAAGAUGGUUACACUGGCGAUUUGAAGAGCCAACAUGAAACACGUCAUGGCGACGUGGUCAAGGGCAGCUAUUCGGUGGUUGAUCCGGAUGGCACAAAACGUACAGUUGAUUACACCGCUGAUCCGCAUAACGGUUUCAAUGCUGUAGUUCGCAAAGAACCUAUUGCAUAUAAGACAGCACCCAUUCCACCUGCACCAAUUGGGCCGGCAGUGCCUGUUAAGGCACCGGCACUUUCCUAUCCCUUAUCACUGGCUCCAUUAGCGCAUGGUCCAGCUCCACUAUCGGCACCCGCACCCGUUCCAUUACCUGCCGCACCUCCUGGACCCCAUUACGGUGCAGCUUAUCCAGCUUUGGCACACAGUACUGCUUACGCCAGUUAUCCACUCGCUGAUCAUGGACACUAUUAUCCACACUAAGGUUGACGAGCUCAAAGCGACUACUUCGAAUUAUAGCUCUAUUACUAUGAAUUGCUCAUUAAAUAUUACACAUAUCGACAUAUUUCCCUGCUUGCAUCUAUCAGCUACCUCUUAUGUCUUUUUAUAAUAUACAUAUUUACAUAAUUACUCACAUACAUAUAUAUAUAUAUAUAUAUAUAUAGA
Molecule: messenger RNA, 1121 nt
Organism: Bactrocera oleae (olive fruit fly)
Lineage: Eukaryota; Metazoa; Arthropoda; Insecta; Diptera; Tephritidae
Gene: Cpr92A
Product: Cuticular protein 92A
Cellular component (GO): extracellular matrix
Source: RefSeq, a predicted model, not a curated record